GCAUACUUUCAAUCAUAUCCAUAAUAGUACUCAUCUUUUAGAUACUCCCUUCCCUUAGAUCCUAACACUCAAAGUUGGAAACAAAACAAGUUAGUAACAAACAAGUGAGUGUGAAUCAUGGCUUCUGGCAGUAUUUCAGGGUCACUGUCUUCUCCCAAGGUUGAAGUGAUUAUUGACACUGGCAAUCCAUUCCUUAACCUCACUGUUGAUGGUUUCUUGAAGAUUGGAGCUGUUGCACUUACAAGGUCAGUUGCAGAGGAUACCUAUAACAUUAUUCGAAAGGGAAAUGUCUCAAGCAAUGAUUUUGAGAAAACUCUGAAGAAGAUGUGUAAGGAAGGUGCAUACUGGGGAACUAUAGCUGGCGUGUAUGUUGGAAUGCAAUAUGGUUCAGAGAGGGUCCUUGGCACCAGGGACUGGAAGAAUGCCAUGGUCGGAGGUGCAGUGACAGGGGCUUUGGCAUCUGCAGUCAGCAACAACAAAGGAGACAAGAUUGCAAUAGAUGCCAUUACAGGGGCUGCAAUUGCCACAGCUGCAGAAUUCAUAAAUUACCUUAUCUGAAUGAACGAGACUGGAUGUGUUGUUACACUUAGUCUGCUUUGUCUUUAUCUUACUGGUUAUGUAAUAAUAAACUACUUUUAAUAUCUUUUGUCAAUGAAAUGUUCACAUUUGGCGAAUUAACUAAAAGAA
This is a messenger RNA of Vicia villosa (hairy vetch), 687 nucleotides long. Its product is annotated as outer envelope pore protein 16, chloroplastic-like. NCBI's taxonomy places the organism in Eukaryota, Viridiplantae, Streptophyta, Magnoliopsida, Fabales, Fabaceae. Gene Ontology annotation, cellular component: chloroplast outer membrane. The coding region runs from base 118 to 558 and encodes 146 amino acids. The record is from RefSeq and is a predicted model, not a curated record. Gene Ontology annotation, biological process: protein import into chloroplast stroma. Gene Ontology annotation, molecular function: amino acid transmembrane transporter activity. The transcript is spliced from 6 exons.